UUCAAAUACUCUCCACAUGAGCCAAACCUUCAAAAAAAUCGAUGGAAAUUCAUUUUAUCAGUGGAAAAUCCCCAAAUUAUCUGCUUAAAUCGACUGAAAAUUCAGGGUUUUACCCAAGGCUAUGUUCUUCUUUUCGGAGAAAAUAUUACAAUUUUGCUAGUUUUCAAUCCCCAAAAGCUUCUAUUUAUGGGUGGCCACGCAAGACUGGUAGUGCUGUAUUAACCAGAGCUUUUUCAGCGAAAGCAGCUGCCACAAAUUUGUCAGUUGCUGUGGGUGAGAACGAUGUCUUAGCAGCCUUAUCUCAGAUCAUAGAUCCCGACUUUGGCACAGAUAUUGUCUCAUGUGGAUUUGUGAAAGACCUUCACAUUGAUGAAGUUCUUGGAGAGGUCUCAUUUCGACUGGAGCUUACAACACCGGCAUGUCCCAUAAAGGACAUGUUUGAACAAAAGGCAAAUGAGGUUGUGGCCGCACUGCCUUGGGUGAAACGUGUGAAUGUAACGAUGUCAGCACAACCUGCAAGGCCUGCUUUUGCUGGGGAUCUCCCCCAAGGGUUGCAGACCAUUUCCAACAUUGUUGCAGUUUCAAGUUGCAAGGGAGGUGUGGGAAAAUCUACUGUAGCUGUUAACCUUGCAUACACACUAGCUGGUAUGGGAGCUAGAGUUGGCAUAUUUGAUGCCGAUGUUUAUGGUCCAAGCUUGCCAACAAUGGUUUCCCCUGAAAACCGUUUGCUGGAAAUGAACCUAGAGAAAAGAAUGAUAAUCCCUACAGACUAUCUGGGUGUGAAACUGGUCUCUUUUGGUUUUGCUGGGCAAGGGCGUGCUAUAAUGCGUGGCCCUAUGGUUUCUGGGGUCAUCAAUCAGCUGCUUACUACCACUGAAUGGGGAGAGCUCGAUUACCUUGUUAUUGAUAUGCCUCCUGGAACUGGUGACAUUCAGCUUACUUUGUGUCAGGUAGUUCCUUUAACUGCAGCCGUCAUUGUAACCACUCCCCAAAAGCUGGCAUUCAUUGAUGUUGCAAAGGGAGUUCGCAUGUUCUCAAAGCUUAAGGUUCCAUGCAUUGCAGUUGUUGAGAACAUGUGCCAUUUUGAUGCUGAUGGGAAACGAUAUUACCCAUUUGGCAGAGGUUCAGGUUCUCAGGUUGUUCAACAAUUUGGAAUCCCUCAUCGUUUUGAUCUUCCCAUUAGACCAACUCUUUCAGCUUCAGGAGAUAGUGGAAUGCCUGAAGUUGUGAAUGACCCUCAAGGAGAAGUUGCUCAAACAUUUCAAGAUAUUGGAGUAUGUGUUGUUCAACAGUGUGCUAAGAUUCGCCAGCAAGUGUCAACGGCUGUAACCUAUGACAAAUCUUUGAGAGCAAUCAGGGUGAAGGUGCCAGAUUCAGAUGAAGAGUUUUUAUUGCAUCCUGCAAUAGUGCGCCGGAACGAUCGCUCAGCUCAAAGUGUUGAUGAGUGGACUGGAGAGCGAAAACUUCAAUAUGCUGAUGUUCCUGAAGACAUUGAGCCUGAGGAUAUACGGCCAAUGGGAAACUAUGCAGUGUCCAUAACAUGGCCCGAUGGAUUUAAUCAGAUAGCGCCCUAUGAUCAAUUGCAGAGCAUUGAAAGGUUGGUUGAUGCUCCUCUAUCCUCUGCACACCAUAACACUGAAGCUUCUACAGGGGUUUUGGAACGAGAAUUAUCUCUCUAGUUAAUUGCAGAGAAAAUGUAAAAUAUAUUUUAUGUAAUUUGCUGGGAGCUUCUAUGAGUAUUACGAGAUAAAGUAUCGACUCUCUUGUUUGGAUUUCCA
Messenger RNA from Amborella trichopoda, 1778 nucleotides. RefSeq names its product ATP binding protein (gene HCF101). Gene Ontology annotation, biological process: iron-sulfur cluster assembly. The record is from RefSeq and is a predicted model, not a curated record. NCBI's taxonomy places the organism in Eukaryota, Viridiplantae, Streptophyta, Magnoliopsida, Amborellales, Amborellaceae. Gene Ontology annotation, molecular function: ATP binding; ATP-dependent FeS chaperone activity; 4 iron, 4 sulfur cluster binding. Gene Ontology annotation, cellular component: chloroplast stroma.